This is a messenger RNA of Esox lucius (northern pike), 3645 nucleotides long. It is a transcript of the gene esrp1, whose product is annotated as epithelial splicing regulatory protein 1. The record is from RefSeq and is a predicted model, not a curated record. Gene Ontology annotation, molecular function: mRNA binding. Gene Ontology annotation, cellular component: nucleoplasm; ribonucleoprotein complex. The transcript has 14 exons. Lineage: Eukaryota; Metazoa; Chordata; Actinopteri; Esociformes; Esocidae. The coding region runs from base 223 to 2448 and encodes 741 amino acids. Gene Ontology annotation, biological process: regulation of RNA splicing.
CAUUCAGCCAUUACACUGCGAUGAGGGGUGCGGGAGGUUUUGCAUAAAUUCUCACGCAAUCAAGAAGCCACAAACAUAUCUCAAGUUGGUGAGCACACCUUUCUUUAUAGGUGUGUGGGUAGCUGUAUUCUUUGGGUUUUGUGCUGUUCUGGGUUGUAGUUUUAGGUUAUUUUCUUUUUCUUUUGGUGUAGUUAGAGUAGUUUCUUUGUAUUAAUCUUGAAAAUGACGGCUCAGGUAGACUACCUGGCGGUGUUGUUCACCACCACAUCUGGCGCUAGUGGAGAUCUCCUCGGUUCGGACGAGAAGGAACUUGUACAGUUGGUUUGGCAGCUCGUAGAUGUAAAGAACAAAAAGUUGGGAAAGCUGAAUGAGGUAUUGAUAGGGGCUGAGCAAUCGGAACUGACAGAAUGUGCUCCGGACAGACAGGACGGCGAGGAGUCGGUCUUUACAGUCACGGGCCUGGAGCAGGCCCUUAACCAGUUCCAUGUGGGAUUGACCAAUGAAGUGAACAGCUUGGGUGCGGGAACAUCGUUGUGUGUCUGUACGGACGGGCAGCUCCACAUUCGCCAGGUUCUCCACCCCGAAGCUGCCAGCAAGAACCUGGCACUACCCAACUGUUUGAACUCCUUCUUCGACCUGAGAAAAGAAUUUAGAAAGCACUUCCCCUCUGCGGACACCAAGAGUCUCAGUGUACAAUCCAUGGCAGAAUCCCUCAGUGUAACAGUGAAGCCAGAAGGCACGUUAGAGCCGCCAGCCAUGUUGGCUCCAACAGCUGUGAUGGAUCCGACGGCCAUGUUGGCUCCAGUCACAGCAACACUGCAGGUCCAAAGCAUGGCCAACAUCGUCCUGGCCCUGCUAUCUGAACCCUUUUGUCAUUCAUUCUUGAACCCAGAGAGAGUCCCUGAGAAGUUUGAAAGUGGUACUUGCAGUAAGACGGAGCAGGUGUGUGAUAACACAGUGAUCAGAGCAAGAGGGUUGCCCUGGCAGUCAUCCGACCAGGACAUUGCUCGCUUCUUCAGAGGACUCAACAUCGCCAAAGGUGGGGCUGCGUUGUGCCUGAAUGCCCAAGGUCGGAGAAACGGAGAGGCUCUGGUUCGCUUCAUCAAUGAAGAACACAGAGACAUGGCCCUGCAGAGACACAAACACCACAUGGGCAACCGAUACAUAGAGGUGUACAAGGCAACCGGUGAGGACUUCCUGAAGAUUGCAGGAGGUACAUCCAGCGAGGUGGCGUUGUUCCUGUCCCGUGAGGAUCAGGUGAUCGUCAGGAUGCGAGGCCUUCCAUUCACCGCCACCCCCGACCAAGUGCUGGCCUUCUUCUCCCAAGGGGAGGGUCCUAAAGAGGCGUGUCCAGUCAGCGGGGGCAAGGAGGGCAUCCUGUUUGUGCGUUUCCCUGAUGGAAGGCCCACGGGCGACGCCUUUGUCCUGUUUGCAAGCGAGGAGCAUGCUCAGUGCGCUUUGAGGAAGCACAAAAACAUCCUGGGAAAGAGAUACAUCGAGCUGUUCAAGAGCACAGCCGCUGAGGUGCAACAGGUGUUGAACAGGUACUCUUCAGUCCCUCUGAUCCCGGUGGCUCCGGCCCCCCUGGUGUCCAUGUUGCCCACGGUGUCUCUCCUGCCCUCUCCUGGUGGAGUGAGGGACUGCCUGAGGCUGAGGGGUCUGCCCUACACCGCCACCAUAGAGGACAUCCUGGGCUUCCUGGGAGAAUACACACACGACAUCAGACCACAUGGAGUGCACAUGGUGCUCAACCAACAGGGUCGUCCGUCCGGGGACUGUUUCAUCCAGAUGCGUUCGGCAGAGCGGGCCUUCUCCGCCUCCCAGCGGCUCCAUAAGCAGGUGAUGUCUGGGCCGGGUCAGGGCGGCCAGCGCGGCGUGGCCAGCCGCUAUGUGGAGGUCUUCUCCUGCAGUGCUGAGGAGAUGGGUCUGGUGUUGAUGGGAGGUUCCUUGUCACACACACACCCACGGGCCCGGAGUGGGACAGGGCUCAGUCCGCCGCCAUGUAAGUCCAGACGUCUUUCUCCCCCCUCCUACUCCUUCCCACCCGCCCAUUCAAUAAUGCCUGCCGAGGCUGCAGGCAUCUUCCCUCCCAUUGGCCAGGUGCUUCUGAGUCCCCGCCCCUUAGGGCCUGGCCACACCUACUACCCAGCUAGUGCUCAGCUCUACAUGAACUACACUGCAUACUACCCCAGUCCCCCAGGUUCUCCUAGCACUCUAGGCUACUACCCCUCCCCCUCACACCUUCCCUCCCCUGGGGGAGUGGUCCGUAUGCAUGGCCUGGCCUACAAAGACCUACUCAACACCAUUCAGGGAUACCAGAGUCCCAUGGAGUCGGUGCCUGUCCUGAGCAGUAUGAUUGGUCAGUCCAGCCGAGGUGAUGCUCUGAUGCCCCUCCCCCCUCUCCUGACCAAGCAGGGAGGUCACUACCUGGACCUGAGCAUGCUGUAGAAUGCCUUGAAACUCCCCACAGUGACACUUACAUGGGGGUGGCUGUCUCAUUUCACCCCAGGGUCCGGCAGUCAGGCUUCACCAAGGUCCCUAGGGCCACGCUAUAUUUCCUUCUUUACUUUUAUUAUUAUUAAGUCAAGUCAUGUCCAGCCAUAGUGAAUUGGGCUGUUUGACACCUCUGUCUUAUACACAGACAGAUAUCUCAUUGUGUACAUAAAUUGAAACCCUCUUAAAAUCUACUUUUUGAUAACCUUAACCCUAUAAAUCUAACCCCAAUUGUAACCCUAAACACAACACUUGCAACAAAAAAUUGCCUUCUGAUAGGAUAUGGUGCCCAUUCAUAUAGUUACAACCAUGCAGGUACACACUGUAGUUUGAAGGGAAUGUCCUGGCUUAAAACCUUGAUGUAUUGUUAUAUUUGUUUUCAACUAGUCUGAGUUCUAUUUAUAUGUAUGAGAGCAGAAAUACAUUUUAUAUCAGAUCUACGUGGCUUCAGCCAAAUAGUAGCAGUCUUAUAUUGCACAUAAAGCUUUAUAGAGAUGUUAUACAAUGUUAUAACCACUUCAGGAGAUAUCUGUUAGAAAUGUUUUUAUUAGAAAUGAUUGAUCUGAACUUUUAUUGUGUAUGUGUGCUCGUAUGUGUGGAUGCGUGUGUGUGUAAGAGAAAGACAGAGAAAGAACGGGCAUAAUGCUAAUCUAUGCCUGUAGUUAUUUGUAUAUUUUAUAUUAUACUGUUGAAAAAUGUUGACAUUUUGUAUUCGUACUUUCUAUUAUCUUAGCUUCAAAAUAGUAGAUGAUUGUAUUAGGAAGCUUCCUGCAUGAAGAAGUUAGUAGUACUAUUCUACCCUCUAUGAUGUUUACAUGUUAUGCCAAAUACCAAAGCACUGCUAACCAAUCAGAUUAUUACACAGAUUAUAUGCGCAUCUACAGCAUAUUGGCCUGACACAAGUUCCAUGUACUUGGUCAAAAUGCCAAAUCACGCCCACAACCCUCCCGUCUGAUCUGUGCAUGAUUGAUUGCCUGAAGCCACUACAGGACUCCCUCGUCGUCCGUGUGUAAUGCCAAGCCUGAGACGGGAGGUCACUAAUCUGUAAAUGAUGGAGACGUCAUGUUUCAUCAGUGUAACGCAUUGAUGUCUGUGCUGACUUGGUCGCUGGCUGUCACUCUGUACACUAACCUCAAUAAAUAGAACAUGUGA